Messenger RNA from Dioszegia hungarica, 2388 nucleotides. RefSeq lists its product as uncharacterized. Gene Ontology annotation, biological process: Okazaki fragment processing involved in mitotic DNA replication; DNA recombination; lagging strand elongation. Gene Ontology annotation, cellular component: nucleus; mitochondrion. The annotation marks the transcript as partial. Gene Ontology annotation, molecular function: ATP binding; DNA binding; DNA ligase (ATP) activity. NCBI's taxonomy places the organism in Eukaryota, Fungi, Basidiomycota, Tremellomycetes, Tremellales, Bulleribasidiaceae. The transcript is spliced from 9 exons. The record is from RefSeq and is a predicted model, not a curated record.
AGCUUUUGCUCCUUGGUAUACCGUCUAGGCCAUCCACCCAAGCCCAGGGGCACUUCUAAAUUCUCCGCUUCCCGAGACCGGGCCCACUUCGCACCUCAUCAGAUAUUUGCUUCAUGGCUAAACUCCUCGCCUACGCCAUACGCCCUGGGUACAGGCAAGCAGAUCUUCCGGCUACUCUAUCCCUAUGAGGGCUCAAGGAGGCGGUACGGGCUGAAAGAGACAAGGCUCGCGCGAGAGCUGGGGAAGAUAUUAUGCUUGCAGGGACUGGAGAGGUGGGAUAGCGUGCGGUGGGAUGGCGGAGGGGAAGGCGGAACGGGAUGUCUAGGGAGGGAGGUCGAGUUGAUGAUGAAGGCAAGAGUGAGUCGGAGCAUACCAAGCGGUACGCGCUCGUCUUUUACCAUCCGAGAGCUUGACGCCCUCCUCGACAUGCUCGCCGCGCCCUCCGCUUGGUCUCAGCUCUCACAGCAGCCUUCAUCCGACCUCAGUCCAUCUCAAAUCCUCAUCAAGCUGUACCGAGACGCCGGACUCUCGUCAUUCGCCAUGUCUGUCCUCACCCAGAUCAUCCUCCAGGACCUACGCCCCCUGCUCAAUCCGCUUCCCGCACUGACCAUCCGGAAUCCAACAGCCAUGCUUGCCAUCACGUCUACUUCAGGGCCAGGGCAACUGGAGCUGUUAUCGGCUAUGCGGACGUGGGAUGGGAAGAUGGCGGAGCUGUACCGAGGGGGCAAGGGCAGUGUCGACUGGUGUGCUGAUAUGGUGGAUACGCUCGGUGGAGGGCCUGGUGGAGUGUGUAGAGCGGAAGUGGUACCGGCUGGACCGGUGGUUGGUGUCAAUGUGCAGAUUCCAAAGUGCGAAAAGGGCCGAUCUGUCGAAAGUGCUCUCAAUGAGUUCUGCGGGAAUCAUUAUGCUCCAGCAGCAUCUGUCGUAUGGGCAGAGACGAAAUAUGACGGCUACCGGAUGCAGAUCCACGUCGAGAUCCAGAACGGACAGCCUAUAAUCACCAUCUUCAGCAAAUCUAAGCGGAAUGCUACGAUCGACAGAGGGAACGCCCACUCUAUAAUACUCGCAUCUUUAGGACUUCCUGCCAAAUCUGGAUUACCGCGCCAUCCCGCUCUGGCGGAGCGAGCGCAGACCGAGGGACCUGAAAUGCAGCGUAGCGUCAUUCUGGAGGCGGAGGUCAUCCCUUACAAUGAGAGCGAACGGGACGGCGAGCGCGGGCCGGGAAUAGAGGAGUUCUGGUGGCUUGAUAAUGCUGGGAUUGUCGCAGAGGAUGCGCCUGCCAGAUUCAGUCCGACCCGAAAAGCAGACUCUCACCGCCAUCUCUGCAUUGCCUACUUUGACAUCCUUCAUCUGAACGGCACCAGCCUGCUCAAAACCCCCCAUGGCCAGCGCCGAACCCUGCUUGAAUCCGUCAUCCGCCCUAUCGACGGCUUUUCGCUCCUCGCUCGCCGUACACCUAUCCCGCUCCACCUCGGCCGCGCAUCCGCCCUCUCCAUCCUCCGAAAAGCCUUCUCGGACGCUUGCGCCCGCGGCGAAGAGGGUCUCGUCCUCAAGUCCGCCGAAAGCAUCUACAAUGGCAGCUCGACGCACCGCUGGGUCAAGCUCAAAAAAGACUACAUCCCCAAUCUCGGCGACUGUAUCGACCUGGUCCUCCUCGGUGCCGGAUGGGAUGUCGACCGCGCCCGCGAGCUCAGGGUGGACACCUCGGUGUAUACGACGUGGUACAUGGGCGUUCUGGUCAACGGGGACAAGGUGCGCAAGAGGCAAGAGGGACCGCACUUCGAGGUGACUACGCGAGUGUCGUAUGGGAGUAGCCGGCAGGAGCUGGAAGGUUGGAAUAGCAACAUCAGGCUGGGACGGUGGGGUACGAAACCGUUCGAUAAGGAUGAUCCGUACAAGAAGGUGAGCUGUUGCGCUCUGGAUCGCGGAAAGCGAUUGCUGGGUCUGAGCUGGACGUACUUUAUGCCCAAGAGCAUGAUACCGCCGUCUGUGCUUUUUGAGCAGCCAAUGUGCGCGGAGGUCAUGGGCGGAGGUUUCCAGAAGCUGCUCGGGUCAAAUAUGUACGAGGUCCGAUGGCCUCGUCUGCAAAAAAUCUACGAUACGAGGGAGAGACCUUGGUCAGAAGCGCUCGACGCUGCUUCCCUCAUCCAGACCGCCCACACUUCCCUCGGCUAUCUCCCCUCAACCUCUCAAUCGCGCCCUACGCAGCCCACAAGCUCUCCAGAAGACUCCCUCUCCGUCCUAUGGCGCACGGCCUCCUCGAACGCCAUCGACGUCAUCCCAGACACUCCAUCACCUGCCAAAUCGCCCAAUCGGCCAAGGACAGUCAAGCGUGUCAAGUCUGCUCCUGAUCUAGGCGAGAUUCUCAAGUUUUCGCCGCCGACGCCA